Messenger RNA from Peromyscus eremicus (cactus mouse), 3293 nucleotides. Its product is annotated as protocadherin gamma-B1-like. Gene Ontology annotation, cellular component: plasma membrane. The record is from RefSeq and is a predicted model, not a curated record. The transcript has a single exon. Gene Ontology annotation, biological process: homophilic cell-cell adhesion. Gene Ontology annotation, molecular function: calcium ion binding. NCBI's taxonomy places the organism in Eukaryota, Metazoa, Chordata, Mammalia, Rodentia, Cricetidae. Bases 415 to 2823 code for a protein of 802 amino acids.
GGAAAAUAUGAAUAUAUAACGAUGAAACAUUCAUGAAAUGAUAAUAAACAAGAAAAUAACAAAACUAAAGGAAAAUGUGAAUACCUGGUUUCUUCAAGCAAAUUAAAAGUCCAAACAAGAGCUCUGGGGAUACAUAGCUGCACGAUACGCAGUUUUACAAGACAACCUCUAGGCGCCGCUGUUGACCAAAGAGAAGAGAAGGGUUCCCUGUUCCGCAGGGUCCAGCUAGGGCUUGCCUGCUUUUUCCUGCACCUAUGAGAACGUACGUCCGGCUUCUGUGCACCCUUGAAGCGCCUGACAAAUCCUGCCUUAAAAUCACAAACAUCUAGGGCACAGACUGUCUUCUUAAAAACCUCGAAAAGAAGCUUCCCUGCAAGCUCAGAACGGCAGAGCAAGCCCAGAGGCGUUGAAACGAUGGCAAAUCAGGUACUGGUUCACUUUCUGAUGCCUUUGUUCUGGGGCGCCAUCUCCCAGCCUAUCCUCUACUCCAUUCCGGAGGAGCUGGCCAAGGGCUCUCUGGUGGGGAACCUCGCCCAGGAUCUGGGGCUCAGUGUCCAGGAAUUGCCAGCUCGAAACCUGAGAGUUAGUGCAGAGGAUUAUUUCAGCGUUAGUGCAGAGGGUGGGGAUUUGCUGGUGAGUGGCAGGAUAGACAGAGAGAAGAUUUGCGGGAAGAAACCUGAGUGUGCACUAGAAUUUGAAUCGGUUACUGAAAACCCGAUGAAUAUUUUCCACGUAAUUGUUGCCAUCCAAGAUAUUAAUGAUAAUGCACCACAUUUCUUUGGGAAAAGCAUUGAAUUGGAGAUCUGUGAGUCUGCCUUACCAGGAGUAAAAUUCCCUCUGGACUCUGCACGAGAUGCAGACGUGGGAAGCAACUCACUGAAGAUGUACACUAUCAGCCCCAAUCCACACUUCUCCUUGUCAACGAAGGAAAGUCCGGAUGGAAGUAAAUACCCAGAAUUACUGCUGGAAAAACUUCUAGACAGGGAGCAUCAGAGUUCCCAUCACUUAAUCCUGACUGCCAUCGAUGGUGGAGACCCACCCCUAAGCAGUACCACCCAGAUCUGGAUCAAAGUCACCGAUGCCAAUGAUAAUGCUCCAGUGUUCAGCCAGGACAUUUACAAAGCUAGCCUCCGUGAAAACAUGCCCCGGGGAACCUUCGUGCUGCAAGUGAGAGCCACAGAUCAGGAUGAGGGUGUUAGUGGAGAGAUCACCUAUGCCUUCCUUAAUGGCCCAGCAAGUACCAACCUCAUCUUCAGUCUCAAUCCAAAUACUGGAGCUAUCACAACUAAUGGGACACUGGAUUUUGAAGAAAAGAGCAGAUAUAUGUUGGGUGUAGAAGCCAGGGACGGAGGGGUGCACACAGCUCACUGUAACGUUGAGAUUGAAAUUCUUGAUGAGAAUGACAACGCCCCAGAGGUGACAUUCAUGUCCUUUUCUAACCGAGUUCCGGAGGACUCAGCCCUUGGAACAGUAAUAGCCCUCAUUAAAGUUCGAGACAAGGAUUCUGGACAAAAUGGUCUGGUGGCAUGCCGUAUUCAGGAAGAACUUCCCUUCAAAUUACAACCCACCUCCAAGAAUUAUUACAAGCUGGUGAUAGACAAGGCCCUAAACCGGGAACAGACCUCAGAGUACAACAUCACUAUCACAGCUACCGACAGUGGCAAGCCAUCCCUUUCAUCCAAGACGCGUGUUACUGUGCACAUCACAGAUAUCAACGACAAUCCACCGGUUUUCCACCAGGCCUCCUACUUGGUCCACGUGGCUGAGAACAACCCACCUGGAGCAUCCAUCGCCCAAGUCAGCGCCUCUGACCCUGAUUUGGGAUCCAAUGGUCACAUCUCCUACUCCAUCAUAGCCAGCGACCUAGAGCCAAAGGCACUAUCCUCUUUCGUUUCCGUGAAUCAGGACAGCGGAGUGGUGUUCGCUCAGCGCGCCUUCGACCACGAGCAGCUGCGCUCCUUCCAGCUGACUCUGCAGGCGCGAGACCAGGGCUCGCCCGCGCUCAGCGCCAACGUGAGCAUGCGCGUGCUGGUGGGCGACCGCAACGACAACGCACCACGGGUGCUGUACCCAGCUCUUGAGCCCGACGGUUCCGCGCUCUUCGACAUGGUACCGCGCGCUGCCGAACCCGGAUACCUGGUCACUAAGGUGGUGGCGGUGGACGCAGACUCGGGACACAACGCCUGGCUGUCGUACCACGUGCUGCAGGCCAGCGAUCCCGGGCUCUUCAGCCUGGGCCUGCGCACUGGCGAGGUGCGCACAGCGCGUGCCUUGGGCGACAGGGACGCUGCGCGGCAGCGCCUUCUGGUUGCUGUGCGCGAUGGUGGACAGCCACCUCUCUCGGCUACAGCCACGCUGCACCUGAUCUUUGCUGACAGCCUGCAGGAGAUCCUGCCAGACCUCAGCGAUGACCCUCUGCCAUCAGACCCCCAGAGUGAGCUUCAGUUUUACCUGGUGGUGGCCUUGGCCCUGAUCUCAGUACUCUUCCUUCUGGCGGUGAUUCUGGCUAUAGCCCUGCGCCUGCGCCACUCCUCCAGCUCAGCAGUCUGGGGCUGCUUUCAGCCUGGUCUCAGCUGGAAAUCUCAACCUGUGGUUCCUCCCAACUGCAGCGAGGGGACAUUGCCCUAUUCUUAUAAUCUAUGUGUUGCCUCGCAUUCUACGACUGCAGCGGGGUUUAAUUUUCUCCACGUGGCACCAGAGGUUGCUCCCCCUCAGGAUCUCCUGUGUGAUGAUCCUUCUGUGGUUGUAUGUGGCAAUAAUGAAGAUCCCAAAAUCUCGUACGACUCUUCUUCUCUUCAGGUAAGUUUCUGCCGAGCUACUUAAAUACUAUUUCUUGUAUUUGCUUCUUGGUCGUGCACAAAUUAAUCAGUUUGGGUCAUUUUUUCAUAGUUUGGGGCCUAUUUACUGAGAGAAGUGUUGUGGAUACAUAAAGAUUAGUUCUUGGUUGCCCAGUCAUCUUGGAAAUGACCUGAUUACCAGUUUCAGUCUUUACUCUUGGUUGUUUCUGCGUGACUAGCAAAUCUUGCUGGAGACUGUUUCCUAUAGGUCAACAUCCUUAAUAAUAUUAGUUCCCUUUCUUACUUGAUUUGUGAGGCUGCUUUUUUUUUAAAUAACCUUUAACUCUUCAUAAGCAUAUUGGUAUUUCUUUCUGCCUAAAUUAAAGUUUAUGGUCAUCUUCACCAAUUACCUUUACUCACUUGAACAACUUUUCAUUUCAACACAUCUGUAAGAAAGUCUGUUAGCCUUUAUUGUCUUACCACGAGUACCAAAGAUUACCACAUUUUGUAUUUGAA